AUGUUAACCAGUGAUUCUGUCAAGAGAAAUCAUCUUAGUGCUUCACAGUCUGAGUACCCUUCAGGGAUGAAGUUAGCAGAUUCCGCUAAUCUGGGGCAAGUAAGUCGAGAGUCGAUCUCUCUAAGCUCAGCCAAAUCUGGGGCAUUCCCUCAAAGCUGUCAAUCAGAGCCUAUCACGUCGAUAAAUCUCUUCAAGUUGCCAUCAAUUAGGGGCUAUCACAUUGAGGAAUCUAUUCAAAAUUCAUGGAAUAUGGGGGCAGUUACGUCGAGAUUCAGCAAAUCUCUCCAAGAAAGCUGUAAUCAAGAUGCUGUAAUAGAGAAGAUUGAACGACUUUACAUGGGUAAGGAUAGUGACGAUGAGGAUCUACCUGUUGUUCAUGAUGAUCAAUAUGAUACAGAAGACUCUUUCAUUGAUGACGCUGAACUGGAUGAAUAUUUUGAGGUUGACGAUUCUGUAAUCAAACAUGACGGUUUCUUCAUAAAUAGGGGGAAAUUGGAAUGCAUAAAUGAACCUCCGGCAUUACCUAAUCAGCCAGCAAAGAAAAGGUGCCGAAAAGAUAUAUUGAAGAAUCCAGGUGAAAACAUUGAUGGACGUGUAUCAAAUAAGCAUGUAAAAGUGGGCAAGACAGCUGCAGGAAAGACUGCGCCAUUACCUGUGAAGAAUACACUUAAUUCCUCACAGAAUUUGGCUGUACCUGGUGAACAUUAUGAAGACUUGAAAUCUCAAAAUCAAUCGGAGGUCUCCAUAACUACUUUGAAAAAGGAACCGGCUGAUAUUAUACCAAUUUCAGAUCCUUCUUCCUCUUUGAAAUUAUCAAAUAGUGAUGUCUCUUCUGUGGUAGAAGCCAAGGAUGCUGAUAAGAAGAAGACAAUACUUCAAUCUAAGAACAAAGUGGAUAAAUAUAAAGAUGCAAGCGGACCGCCACCAAGCUUCGCCACGAUUUCAUGGGUUUUCAAUCAGGUUCUAUUCCUUUUUUUUUCCAUUGAGAAACAAGCAGCUUACAUGUUUUUUUUAAAUAUUGAGGAAUAUGUAUGA
This is a messenger RNA of Vicia faba (fava bean), 1035 nucleotides long. The record is from the annotation of a GenBank genome assembly. Lineage: Eukaryota; Viridiplantae; Streptophyta; Magnoliopsida; Fabales; Fabaceae.